Marmota flaviventris (yellow-bellied marmot) is the source of this 636-nucleotide messenger RNA. RefSeq names its product C-C motif chemokine 15-like. Gene Ontology annotation, cellular component: extracellular region. Lineage: Eukaryota; Metazoa; Chordata; Mammalia; Rodentia; Sciuridae. The record is from RefSeq and is a predicted model, not a curated record. Gene Ontology annotation, molecular function: CCR chemokine receptor binding; chemokine activity. Gene Ontology annotation, biological process: inflammatory response; positive regulation of GTPase activity; chemokine-mediated signaling pathway.
UCUGUCCUGUGACUUCCUGAUCCUCCUCCUUUGAUACACAUAAGGACAGGCCAGCAAAUCAGGGAGAUCAAAAUUUAUUUCUCAGAACAACUCUGCCUGCCCACAGGAAAGAUGAAGGUCUCUGCAGCUGCCCUCUCCUUCCUCAUUCUUGGUGCUUCCCUUGGAUCCCAGGCCCAGGUCAUACCCGAUCCAGAAACAAGAGAACUCUUGGAGAGAGAGCAUCCGUUUCAACCUCCACUAGUUAAUAAAGUCUUUAACUCUCCUGCUGACUGCUGCUUCUCAUAUAUUACACGAAGUAUCCGGUGUACAUUCAUGAAAGAUUAUUUUGAAACGAGCAGUGGGUGCUCACAGCCAGGUGUCAUCUUUCUCACCAACAAGGGGCAACAUGUCUGUGCCAAACCCAGUGAUCCAUCAGUUCAAGAGUGCAUGAAAAAACUGAAGCACAAUCCAUCAUCCUAGGAUCCAAGAAUUAUGAACCUUGCAUAAGAAGAAAGGACAGAAUGGCCAGCCAUCCCAUCCCCAAUUCUCUUGCCCAAGCACCUCCGGUGAAUUUUUUUGCCCAAACUACUUUUUAAAGAAAUUUUCUGUUCUGUUUUUUAGAAAAGUAAUGCAUCUAAUAAAGAGUAUUCAAUUUAA